AAACCCAAGCCCGCUCCCGGGUCUAGGACGCAAGCGCGCGCACGCUCCCCGGUCGGGGUGGGCGGGGAAUGGGGGAGAGUAGGAGGGAGGGGAGGAGGGGGAGGCGUCUACUUCGGUGAGUGGAAGGCGGUGGGACGCUGCGAUCGCCCGGGCCUGGCUCCCUUGUGGGGAAAACGCUGCGCCAGCAUAGAACCGGCGGAAGGGAGCGGAGCCAGUCAGCGUAACACUCGAGCGGCACGAUCGGGCCGCUGAGCCCCCUCGAUCCUCAGGGCGCGCCGUCCUGGCCUAGGCCCCGCGGAGAUGUCCAGUUGCGGCGCUUGUACCUGCGGCGCUGCGGCCGCCCGGCUUCUCACCACCUCGCUCACCUCCGCGCAGAGAGGUAUUUCUUGUGGGCGCAUUCACGUGCCAAUUUUAGGAAGACUGGGGACCUUGGACACUCAGAUUCUGCGCAGAGCUCCUCUUAGAACCUUUUCAGAAACACCAGCAUACUUUGCCUCAAAAGAUGGGGCAAACAAGGAUGGCUCUGGAGAUGGAAAUAAGAAAUCAGUAACUGAAGGAAGCAGUAAGAAAUCAGGCUCUGGGAAUUCUGGGAAAGGUGGAAACCAGCUCCGCUGUCCUAAGUGUGGUGACGUGUGCACACAUGUAGAGACCUUUGUGUCUUCCACGCGCUUUGUAAAGUGUGAAAAAUGUCAUCAUUUUUUCGUUGUGUUGUCGGAAGCAGACUCAAAGAAAAGCAUAAUUAAAGAACCAGAGUCAGCUGCGGAGGCUGUGAAGUUGGCAUUCCAGCAGAAACCACCUCCGCCCCCCAAAAAGAUCUAUAACUACCUCGACAAGUACGUUGUUGGCCAGUCGUUUGCUAAGAAAGUGCUCUCAGUUGCUGUGUAUAAUCAUUAUAAGAGGAUAUAUAAUAACAUUCCCGCUAAUCUGAGACAGCAAGCAGAGGUUGAGAAGCAGACAUCAUUAACACCUAGAGAGUUAGAAAUAAGAAGACGGGAGGAUGAGUACAGAUUUACAAAGUUGCUUCAGAUUGCUGGGAUCAGCCCACAUGGCAACGCCUUGGGAGCAUCCAUGCAGCAGCAGGUAAAUCAGCAGAUGCCUCAGGAAAAACGAGGAGGCGACGUGUUGGAUUCUCCUCACGAUGAGAUAAAACUUGAAAAAAGUAAUAUUUUGCUGCUUGGACCAACUGGGUCAGGUAAAACCCUGCUGGCACAGACUUUAGCUAAAUGCCUUGAUGUUCCUUUUGCUAUCUGUGACUGUACAACUUUGACUCAAGCUGGAUAUGUAGGUGAAGAUAUUGAGUCUGUGAUUGCCAAACUACUCCAAGAUGCCAAUUACAAUGUAGAGAAAGCACAACAAGGAAUUGUCUUUCUGGAUGAAGUAGAUAAGAUUGGCAGUGUGCCAGGCAUUCAUCAGUUACGGGAUGUAGGUGGAGAAGGCGUUCAGCAAGGUUUAUUAAAACUUCUAGAAGGCACAAUAGUCAAUGUUCCAGAAAAGAAUUCUCGAAAACUACGCGGAGAGACAGUUCAAGUUGAUACAACAAAUAUCUUGUUUGUGGCAUCAGGUGCCUUUAAUGGUUUAGACAGAAUCAUCAGCAGGAGGAAAAAUGAAAAGUACCUUGGAUUUGGAACACCGUCUAACCUGGGAAAGGGCAGAAGGGCUGCAGCUGCUGCAGAUCUUGCUAAUCGAAGUGGAGAAUCCAACACUCAUCAGGACAUUGAAGAGAAAGAUCGGUUACUCCGACAUGUGGAAGCCAGAGAUCUUAUUGAGUUUGGCAUGAUCCCAGAGUUUGUUGGACGGUUGCCUGUGGUUGUUCCUUUGCACAGCCUAGAUGAGAAGACACUCGUACAGAUACUGACGGAGCCACGGAAUGCUGUCGUUCCUCAAUAUCAGGCUUUAUUCAGCAUGGAUAAGUGUGAACUGAAUGUUACUGAGGAUGCUUUGAAAGCCAUAGCUAGAUUGGCACUGGAAAGAAAAACAGGUGCCCGAGGUCUUCGGUCUAUAAUGGAAAAGCUGUUACUAGAACCAAUGUUCGAAGUUCCUAAUUCUGACAUUGUAUGUGUGGAAGUUGACAAAGAAGUAGUAGAAGGCAAAAAGGAACCAGGAUACAUUCGGGCUCCCUCGAAAGAGUCCUCUGAAGAGGAAUAUGACUCUGGAGUGGAGGAGGAUGGAUGGCCUCGCCAGGCGGACGCUGCAAACAGCUAAACCGUCAGACUCCCACCUGUACAUACAGCUUUCCCUGUUCUCUAGGGUCAUAACAGUUUCCGCAGUCUGGCAUUAAAGGCGUUGAAUCUAUCUUGGAUAUCAUACAUGGUCAAAAGCCUUUAAGAUAAGAAUCGGAUCAUGUAUAUUAUUGUAACAUCACAUUGAUUUAUACAGAAGACAGUAUAUGGACUUUAAUGACACAAUGUUUAGAGAUUAAAAUGUACAUUAUUUUGGUUCUGUUUUUUAAAAAUAUGCUCUAACAAAAUUCUUAGGAAUUCUUUUAAGCAAUGCAGAUGUUGCAAUAACUUUACAAUAAUGUUACUCUAAAAAUGAGAAAAUAAAAUCUUUAAAGUUGAGUAUUGGGA
Molecule: messenger RNA, 2567 nt
Organism: Mastomys coucha (southern multimammate mouse)
Lineage: Eukaryota; Metazoa; Chordata; Mammalia; Rodentia; Muridae
Gene: Clpx
Product: caseinolytic mitochondrial matrix peptidase chaperone subunit X
Exons: 14
Coding region: 301-2202 (633 amino acids)
Biological process (GO): protein catabolic process; proteolysis; protein folding
Cellular component (GO): mitochondrial matrix
Molecular function (GO): protein dimerization activity; zinc ion binding; ATP binding
Source: RefSeq, a predicted model, not a curated record